UUUGGCCUUUGCGCAUAUUUUUCAAUCGACCGCAAAGAAUGCAAAAAAACCCCCCCUCGGAUUACCUCUUGAGCGGCAUCACCCUCUCUCACACACUUGCCCACUCACAAAGUCCAACAAUUGCGCACAAGCACGCAUGCAUUGAAGCGUAGAUCAGAUGGUGUUCUUUGGCAAGCUGCUCUGGAUAAGGCUCCCGGUGCGCUGGUACCACGAGCCAUAGUGCUCGCCGAGAGGCCCCUCGUUUUGGGGCACCGGGACAUCCAUAUUUGAGCUUCUCAUCCCGCGAGCCAAGCUUCCCGCCGCCAUCUGCGCAUCCGGACGAGACCCGGGGUCGUUGUCAAUCAGCAGCGGCGUGUGCUCGCUGUGGUGGAAGCAGUGGCCGGCGUUGCCGCUGGAGAUGCUCGCCUGGGAGCUAGAGCACGAGCGCGUGUCCCCGCGCCGGAGCGACCACCGGCGCCAGAGCGCGAUAAUGGCAGCAAUCAGCGUCGCCAGCACCAGAACCGACGGCAUGACUACAUACUCCACUCGCGUGCUAACAAGACAGUGUCCGUGGUAGUAGCUCCAUGAUGCGCCACUGUGCGCGUAUUUUUCCAGCGGACCAGGGUCGCCCACACAGCUCUGGCAGCCUUUGUUAGCGGCGCACUUCCUGAUCGACAAGAGAGUGCUGUUGGACAAUGUAUCUGGGUCGAGGGUGCGUUGGUUGGAAUACAUGCUUUUUUAUUGCGUUCGUGAAGUAAUGGAGUGGAAUUUGGAUUUGGAUUUGGAUUUGGAUAAAGAAAAGUGGUGAGAGAAAAGUGGUGAGAGAAAAUGCUGAUGAGGAAGGAGGAGGAUCUCCAAAAAAACCAGAGACAGACACGG
Messenger RNA from Kickxella alabastrina, 858 nucleotides. RefSeq lists its product as uncharacterized. The record is from RefSeq and is a predicted model, not a curated record. The transcript is spliced from 2 exons. Bases 398 to 556 code for a protein of 52 amino acids. Lineage: Eukaryota; Fungi; Kickxellomycota; Kickxellomycetes; Kickxellales; Kickxellaceae.